Aethina tumida (small hive beetle) is the source of this 548-nucleotide messenger RNA. RefSeq names its product anaphase-promoting complex subunit 11. Gene Ontology annotation, cellular component: nucleus; anaphase-promoting complex. Lineage: Eukaryota; Metazoa; Arthropoda; Insecta; Coleoptera; Nitidulidae. Gene Ontology annotation, molecular function: ubiquitin protein ligase activity; cullin family protein binding; zinc ion binding. Gene Ontology annotation, biological process: protein ubiquitination; positive regulation of mitotic metaphase/anaphase transition; anaphase-promoting complex-dependent catabolic process. The transcript is spliced from 2 exons. Bases 145 to 402 code for a protein of 85 amino acids. The record is from RefSeq and is a predicted model, not a curated record.
CGGAACGCGCCAUAACGCGAGUUUCAUAGGUUAAGUACAACCGUUGUUUAUUUCAAACUCUCUUCACAAAAAAACAAUUUUAAUGCGUCAAUUCUACGCCAGUUUAUUAAACCCGAAAAGACCUAAUUAGGACAUCCAUGAAUAAUGAAAGUGACCAUCAAAAAUUGGAAGGCGGUGGCGAAUUGGAAAUGGGUCGCUAACGACGACAGUUGUGGUAUAUGUCGCAUGCCCUUCGACGGUUGUUGUCCCGAUUGUAAAUUGCCGGGGGACGAUUGUCCCCUAGUUUGGGGCGAGUGUUCGCAUUGUUUUCAUAUGCACUGUAUCGUCAAGUGGUUGCAGUCCCAGCCAGUCAAUCAGCAGUGUCCUAUGUGCAGGCAGGAAUGGAAGUUUAAUAAUAAAUAAGUUGUUUAAUGUAAGUAAAUAUUUGUGUUUUAUUUCACACACAAUAUUUGUGUUUAUUUGUUUUAUGUAGAAACUAGUAUAUACUUUUGCUGUAGGAUAUGCUUUUUAAAAUAAAAAUGAUUAAAUAAAGGUUGAUUAAUUUUUUA